Molecule: messenger RNA, 1739 nt
Organism: Vigna radiata var. radiata (mung bean)
Lineage: Eukaryota; Viridiplantae; Streptophyta; Magnoliopsida; Fabales; Fabaceae
Product: zinc finger protein CONSTANS-LIKE 13
Exons: 5
Coding region: 125-1159 (344 amino acids)
Molecular function (GO): protein binding; zinc ion binding
Source: RefSeq, a predicted model, not a curated record
AAUGAAUAUCCAUUCAUCCAUUCAACCAUCCUACAAAGGUUUCUCUUUUCUCAAAUCUUCCAACACCUAAUCCCAAAUUCUUCGCUAAACCCUCACUCACAAAACUCAUCAGCCUCUCGCAGCCAUGACCGCUGAAGCGCCGAAACCAGCGCGACCCUGUGACUACUGUGGUCACUCUAUGGCGGUUCUCUACUGCAGAGCCGAUUCAGCCAAGCUCUGUUUCUCGUGCGACCGCGAGGUUCACUCUACCAACCAGCUCUUCUCGAAGCACACGCGGACGCUGCUCUGCGACGCAUGCGAUCAUUCCCCUGCUACCAUACUAUGUUCCACCGACACCUCUGUUCUCUGCCAGAACUGCGACUGGGAGAAGCACAACCCGUCGCUCUCCGAUUCCCUUCACCAACGGAGGCCCCUCGAAGGCUUCACCGGUUGCCCUUCGGUCUCCGAACUUUUAUCCGUUGUGGGGUUUGGAGAUCUCAGCAAAAAAUCGCUGCUUUCUUCGCCUCAGGGAAGUGUCGCUGAUGGGUUCCUCGGGUGUGAGAUUGAAGGGUUUUCGGAUUUGUUUGUUUGGGAUGCGCCUUCUGUCGUCACGCUUGAUGAUUUGAUUUGUUCUUCCGCUUCUUCUCAUAGCUUUCAGGCCAUGGAAGUUCCUCCGCUGCCUAAGAAUCGUAAGGCUGCUUGUGGGCGACACAGAGAAGAGAUUCUUAGUCAGCUUCGGGAAUUGGCCAAAUCCGAGCCGUUGGAUCUUGAACAAUAUGUGCAACCAGGAAACCUGUCCUCGGCUUUUGAAAGUGACGUGGAGUGGCAUAGAGAAAGGAGUGAGCCUAUGUAUCAAGUUGUUCCUCCUGACCCAUCAUUGAGAACUUAUACUGAAGAAGUUCCAGUUAAACAAUCCACUUCUGUCGGGGAAACUCACACCUUUGGCGACAAGGGAGGGAAUCCAUCUAUUUCUCUUAACUCUGAAACCCUACCAACUACUCCCAAAGCCGGUGCAUGUGAGUUAACUAGCCAAGAAAGAGAUUCUGCAUUGUUACGGUAUAAACAGAAGAAGAAAACAAGAAGAUAUGACAAGCACAUAAGGUAUGAAUCACGAAAAGUUCGAGCAGAAAGCAGGGUGAGAGUCAAGGGUCGAUUUGCUAAGAUGGAGCGGGAACACUAAAAUCAUGGUAGGCUGGUGUUGAACAUUACAUGGGAGCAAGUGAAAGCAAGUUAUACUUUUCUUAAUGUUUGGAUAUUCUGAGAAUGUGAAAGCUGAGGUAUAACACAGCUGACAAAGUGCUACCUAAGGAUUUGUAACAAGAACACCUUGUAUCUUCUGCAAUUUCAUUGUUCCUUGUUUUGCCAAGGGGGAUAUGUUACUGUAUCUGAACUCAGCUCAGUCUGCAAGUGUUUUCCCACUUUUAAAUUUCUCUUAACGGAAUGUACUUUCAAGUAGUUCUAGAACAAUAAGUACUGAUUCAGCAAAAAGUGUGCAAAUAGAAGUGUUAAGUGUACAUGCAAAGGACUCAAACUGUCUAAUUUAUCAGACUAAUUGUCUGGUAUAUACUGAAGUAUGUGUUGCUGAACAGCAUUUAGCUCUAAUAAUCUAGGUAAGCGAUAGAAUCUGUUCUGUCUUCAUGCAUAUUGCCAGGUUAUGUAUGCAACUUUCAGUCAUAAUUUAGUCCAUUGGCAAUUUGAUUGAAUGCAAAGUUCUUGUCUUCAGGGAAACCUCGCAAUAUUAAAAAAAUUUUGUAUGUUUU